This is a messenger RNA of Rhopilema esculentum, 1331 nucleotides long. RefSeq lists its product as uncharacterized. Gene Ontology annotation, cellular component: nucleus. Lineage: Eukaryota; Metazoa; Cnidaria; Scyphozoa; Rhizostomeae; Rhizostomatidae. The record is from RefSeq and is a predicted model, not a curated record.
GAGGUUGAUGAGUUUUUGAAACAACAAAAAAGCGCGGCAGUUCGUGGCAGCUGGAAAAGUGGGUGACGCGCCAGAACCAGCAGGUCUUACGUGAAUCUUUGGAUUGAAAUCUUAUUUAUAAUCAUGGAUGACGGAUACUAUCAUGGUAUCAAUAAGCUAAAAAAGCCAGCCACCAAGGUGAUGGCACCUCCUGGUGGUCAAACACAUAUCAAUGUAUUUUCGACACCAGAACCAGAAGGACAAAAGCCAAUUAACAAAUGUCAAGAGGCUAGGAGUAAAUCAAGUGUAUUUGCUGGACCAGAGGAAAUGAACCCAUCACGUGAAGUGUCUCCACCUGUUAGACAAACCAACACCAGUACUUCAGAUGAUAAAGCUGGACAACAUACGUCAACCAAGGUUUUGGCACCUCCAGGUGGAAAGAGUAAUUUUUCAAUAUUUGAUGCCCCACAAGAACAGGCAAAACCACAAGCUGCCCAGCCAAAGAAGCAGGCUGCUCCUAGUUCAACCCAGAAUAUUUUUGGUGGAAGUGCAGCUGACCAGCCAAAGAAGCAGGCUCCUGCGAGCACAAGCCAAAAUGUAUUUGGAGGAGGCUCAAGUGAGGUAAUUGGGCAAAGAGCAAGGAACAGGCAGCCCCCUGGUGGUGCAUCUCAUAAUAUCUUUGGCUAGGUUGACACAUAUCAUGUCUUGUUUGAUGCACUAUCUAUGUAGACAAUGUUGGACUAUUCCCAAGCAUCUUAUUGAAAGAACCAAGUUUUAAAGGAGCUGUAUUUAUUGCAACUAAAAUCUUUUAGCUUUUUUGCAUUAGAUCAUCUAUAAAGUUUGGCAAGUUUGCCAUAUGUCAUCUCAAUUGCAAUGACUGUUGACUGCAGUAUGUAGUUUAAAUUGUGUUAUGUUUAAACCUGUCUCUUACCAACCCUAUUCAUUUUAUCAUGCUGGUUCCUGCCUCUAGUAAAAAGUAUCCUAAGGUUUUAAGUAACUUCAGUUCCCAUUGAAGAUUUGCAGAAAACCACAAAUGGCCCUUGGAAACCUAUUAGUUUAUUUCAAAAGCAUUUAAUGAAAGCAUUUCAUCUCUAGGCAUAACCUUUGAUUCUAUCUCUUAAAUGAGUUGUCGCUCUCUAAUAGCAGAGCAAUUAUUCCAACAUCGUGCAAUAAUAAAUCAGAUUUUUGUCAUCAUGCUUUGAGACUUGUUUGUCAUUGUAAGCACAUAAUUUGUGUUAAAUUUGGGUUAAUCUAAAUUAUUUGUUUCAGAAAUGUUAAGUAUUUUUUGUAUGAGCGAUCAAUGCUAUUGUGCGUAAAGUAAAAUAUGUGAUGAUCAAUGAAAUCAAUUGAAA